This is a messenger RNA of Rhizopus microsporus ATCC 52813, 7213 nucleotides long. Its product is annotated as carbamoyl-phosphate synth. The coding region runs from base 214 to 7032 and encodes 2272 amino acids. The record is from RefSeq and is a predicted model, not a curated record. Gene Ontology annotation, cellular component: cytoplasm; cytosol. Gene Ontology annotation, molecular function: dihydroorotase activity; ATP binding; amino acid binding. Gene Ontology annotation, biological process: 'de novo' pyrimidine nucleobase biosynthetic process; L-glutamine metabolic process; UTP biosynthetic process. The transcript is spliced from 3 exons. Lineage: Eukaryota; Fungi; Mucoromycota; Mucoromycetes; Mucorales; Rhizopodaceae.
UGGCUGACGAUCCCCGGAACACACUUUUUUUAUACUUCCAAAUAAACCUCUUCCUUAUUUAUUUUAAUAACUUUAUUGUGUAUCAACGUCAACCGCGUGUAUAAAAGUUUAUCCAUUCUCUUUAGUAAAGUAAAAUACUGGUGUGGGGUAGCAUUUAUACUAACAGUUCCCAUUCAGUUUAAUUCAGUAUAAAAAAAGAAAAAGUAGUAAAUCAUGGCAUCUAAUAUUCCUGCACCUCCUGUUACCUCUAUGGGUACUGCCUUUGCACCUACCACCAUUGGGUCACACAUUACGGCUCCUGCUGCCAAUGCUACUCCCAUCAGUCGUUCCCCUCGUUCUCCCACAGCUCCUCACCGUCCUGCAGCUGCUUUAGAAGAUCCUAAGGAUGUUACUACGGCUGCUCUCGUCUUGAAGGACGGUACCAGUUUCCAGGGUAUCUCUUUUGGUGCCGAAAAGAGUAUCUCUGGUGAAUGUGUUUUCCAAACUGGUAUGGUCGGAUAUCCCGAAUCUUUGACCGAUCCUUCUUACAGAGGUCAAAUUUUGGUCAUCACUUACCCUCUUGUUGGUAAUUAUGGUGUUCCCUCUCGUAAGGAAAUGGAUGAACUUUUGAAGGAUAUUCCUUUAAGAUUUGAAUCAAGCCGUAUUCACGUUGCCGGUUUAAUCGUGGCUAACUACUCUCAAGAUUACUCUCACUAUCUUGCUGAUUCAUCUCUUGCUACCUGGUUGAAGGAAAAUGACGUCCCUGCUUUGUACGGUAUUGAUACGCGUGCACUGACAAAGAAGAUCAGAUCUGAAGGUGUCUUGCUCGGUAAGAUCCUUUUCCCCAAGACCUCUUUUGACAGCGGAGUUUUGGAAACCGCUGCCUCCGCUCUUGGUUUCUCAAGCACAACUGCUGAAACUACUACUGACCGCUGGAUGAGAGACUACCAAAAUGUCGACUGGGUUGAUCCUAACGAACGUAAUUUGGUGGCUGAUGUUUCUAUCAAGGAACCCAAGAUCUACUAUCCUGAUCCCGCCAAUGCUAUCAAAGUUCCUUCAGGUCGUACAAUGCGUGUUAUCGCUGUUGAUAUCGGUAUGAAGUACAACCAGAUCCGCUGCUUUGUCUACCGUGGUGUUGAACUCAAGAUUGUUCCCUGGGAUUAUGACUUCCUUUCUGAACCCGAGGAUACCUAUGACGGUCUCUUCCUCUCUAACGGUCCUGGUGACCCAACCACAAUUGAUGUCACUAUCAAGAGAGUACGUCAGUACAUUCAAAAUAUCAAGAAGCCUAUAUUUGGUAUCUGUUUAGGUCAUCAGGUCAUGGCCCUUGCCGCUGGAGCCAAGACAAUCAAGAUGAAGUACGGUAACCGUGGUCACAACAUUCCCUGUACAAACAUGAUCUCCGGUCGCUGUUACAUCACUUCUCAAAAUCAUGGUUAUGCUGUUGAUGCCUCUACUCUUCCUGAACACUAUCAAGAACUCUUUGUUAACGCUAAUGAUGGCUCUAAUGAAGGUGUCAUCCACAAGUCUUUGCCCAUCUUCUCUGUUCAAUUCCAUCCUGAAUCUACCCCAGGCCCUCGUGAUACUGAAUUCCUCUUUGAUGUCUUUAUCAACACCAUCAAGGAAUGCGCUGAAACGAACACUCUUGUUUCUGUUAAGAUGCCUGGUGGUGUCAAGGCUGAAAACAUCAAGAAGAACCCCAGAGUUAGUGUCGAGAAGGUUCUCGUUUUGGGUUCUGGUGGUUUAUCUAUUGGUCAAGCUGGUGAAUUUGACUACUCUGGCUCCCAAGCUAUUAAGGCUUUGAAGGAAGAAGGUAUCUACACUGUGUUGAUCAAUCCCAACAUUGCCACUAUCCAAACUUCCAAGGGUUUGGCUGAUAAGGUCUACUUCUUGCCUGUCACCCCCGAAUUCGUGCGCAAGGUUAUCCAAUACGAGAAACCUGAUGGUAUCUAUGUCACUUUUGGUGGUCAAACUGCUUUGAGCGUUGGUAUUGCCUUGAAGGAUGAGUUUGAAAGCUUGGGUGUCAAGGUGCUUGGUACUCAAAUUGAUACUGUUAUUACCACUGAAGAUCGUGAUCUCUUUGCUCAAGCCUUGUACGAAAUUAACGAAAAGUGUGCCAAGUCAUCCUCUGCUGUCACGACUGAAGAAGCUCUUGUUGCUGCUAAAGAAAUUGGAUACCCCGUCAUUUGUCGUGCUGCCUAUGCACUUGGUGGUCUUGGUUCCGGUUUUGCUGAUAACGAAAAGGAAUUGGUUGAACUUUGUAACAAAGCAUUCGCUGUUUCUCCCCAAGUUCUUAUUGAGAAGUCUAUGAAGGGCUGGAAGGAAAUCGAAUAUGAAGUUGUUCGUGACUGUCAAGAUAACUGUAUUACUGUCUGUAACAUGGAAAACUUUGAUCCCUUGGGUAUUCACACCGGUGACUCUAUUGUCGUUGCCCCCUCUCAAACACUCUCUGAUGAAGAUUACAACAUGCUUCGUACCACUGCUGUCAAUGUCAUUCGUCACCUCGGUGUUGUUGGUGAAUGUAACAUUCAAUAUGCCUUGAACCCCUUCUCUAAGGAAUAUUGUAUUAUCGAAGUCAACGCUCGUCUGUCUCGUUCUUCUGCCCUUGCUUCCAAGGCUACUGGUUAUCCCCUUGCUUUUGUUGCUGCCAAGCUUGGUUUGGGUAUUCCCUUGAACGAAAUCAAGAAUAGCGUUACCAAGGUAACCUGUGCAUGCUUUGAACCAUCUUUGGAUUACUGUGUUGUCAAGAUUCCUCGUUGGGAUUUGAAGAAGUUCAACCGUGUCAGCACUGCUUUGUCUUCUUCUAUGAAGUCUGUUGGUGAAGUUAUGGCUAUCGGUCGUACUUUUGAAGAAACCAUCCAAAAGGCUAUUCGUGCUAUUGAUUAUCACUUUAUUGGUUUCAGCAAGAACGAUCAAGUAUCUGACAGUGACAUCGACUUUGAAUUGUCCAAUCCCUCUGACCGUCGUUUGUUUGCUAUUGCCAAUGCUAUGCACAAAGGAUACAGCGUCGACAAGAUUUGGGAGAUGACCAAGAUCGAUAAAUGGUUCUUGAACAAGCUUCAACGUAUCGUUAACCUUGACUUCCGUCUUGGUGGCUUCAACAAGACCAACGUUCCUGGCAACUUGCUCCGUUCUGCCAAGCAGCUCGGUUUCUCUGAUCGUCAAAUCGCUAACCAGCUGAACAGCAAUGAAUUCGCCGUUCGUAAGCUUCGUCAAGAGUAUGGUAUUACUCCCUUCGUCAAGCAAAUUGAUACUGUAGCUGCCGAAUUCCCCGCCUUUACCAACUACUUGUACAUGACCUACAAUGCAGUUGAACACGAUAUUGAUUUCGAAGACAAGGGUAUCAUGGUUCUUGGUUCAGGUGUCUACCGUAUUGGUUCUUCUGUUGAAUUCGAUUGGUGUGCUGUCCGUGCUAUUCGUACCAUUCGUGAAAAGGGCAUCAAGACUGUCAUGGUUAACUACAACCCCGAAACAGUCUCUACAGAUUAUGAUGAAGCCGAUCGUCUUUACUUUGAAAACAUCAAUCUCGAACGUGUCUUGGAUAUUUAUGAAGUUGAACGAUCCUCUGCUGUCAUGAUGUCUAUGGGUGGCCAAACUCCCAACAAUAUUGCCUUGCCCUUGUACCGUCAAAACGUCAAGGUUCUUGGUACAUCUCCUGAAAUGAUUGACAAUGCUGAAAACCGUUACAAGUUCUCUCGUAUGUGCGAUAAUAUUGGCGUUGAUCAACCUCGAUGGAAGGAAUUGACCAGCUAUGAAGAAGCUGAGGUGUUCUGUGAAAAGGUCGGAUUCCCCGUCUUGGUUCGUCCCUCUUAUGUCUUGUCUGGCGCUGCCAUGAACGUUGUCUUCUCCAAGGACGAUCUUGCUUCAUACUUGAAGGAGGCCGCUGCCGUCUCUCGUGACUAUCCUGUUGUUAUUUCCAAGUAUAUUGAGGAUGCCAAGGAAAUCGAAAUGGAUGCUGUCGCUUUAGAUGGUAAAUUGAUCUUCCACGUUAUCUCUGAACACGUCGAAAAUGCUGGUGUUCACUCUGGUGAUGCCACACUUGUCUUGCCUCCCCAAGACUUGGAUCCUGAAACCGUUCGCAAGAUCGAAACUGCUACUGCCAAGAUUGGUCGUGCCUUGAACAUCACUGGUCCUUUCAACAUUCAAUUCAUUGCAAAGGAUAACGAAAUCAAGGUAAUCGAAUGUAACGUCCGUGCUGCUCGUUCCUUCCCCUUCGUCUCCAAGGUUCUUGGUGUUGACUUGGUCGAAAUGGCUACCACUGCUAUGCUUGGUCUUCCUGUUGAACCUUAUCCCAAGGUCAACAUUCCCAAAGACUAUGUUGGUAUCAAGGUGCCUCAAUUCUCUUUCAGCCGUUUGUCUGGCGCUGAUCCAGUCUUGGGUGUCGAAAUGGCCUCUACUGGUGAAGUUGCCUGCUUUGGUAAAGAUAAAUACCAAGCUUAUCUGAAGGCAUUGUUGGCCACUGGCUUCAGCUUACCCAAGAAGAACAUCUUGCUCUCCAUUGGUUCUUACAAGGAAAAGCAAGAAUUGUUGCCUAGUAUCCGCAAGCUUUACGAAUUGGGUUACAACCUCUUUGCUACCACAGGUACUGCCGAUUUCAUUUCUGAGCACAACAUCCCUGUGAAGCACUUGGAAGCCUUGGACGGUGAUGGUGAUGACAAGUUGAAGGCUGAGUACUCACUUCAACAACACUUGUCCAAUAACUUGAUUGACUUGUACAUUAACUUGCCUUCUCGUAACCGUUUCCGUCGUCCUGCUUCUUACAUGUCCAAGGGUUAUCGCUCUCGUCGUAUGGCUGUUGACUACUCAGUUCCUCUCUUGACCAACGUCAAGUGUGCUAAGCUCUUCAUUGAAGCCUUGGCUCGUAAGAAGGACCACGAAGUCUUGACCAUCGACUACAAGACCUCCCACACUCAAGCUCAAUUACCCGGUUUGUUCAACAUCAAUGCUUACCUUGAAACAACUGAGGAAUUCGCUGACGUUGCCAAGGCCUCACUUGCUGCUGGUUUCACUCUUAUCUCUCCUAUUGCUCAAGAUGUGACCAACGAUAUCUCCCUUGACAAGUUGAGUGAUGUUGCACGCAAGGCUGCACACACUGAUUACUUGCUCAAUGUUACUGCUACUACCGAAAACGUUUCUCAAGUCAAUAAGUGUGCCUCUGAUGCUGCCGUUCUCUACAUCAACACGGAACGUAUCGAAUCAAGCAAGAUCUCUGUAUUUGAUACUGCCUUCUCGUCAUGGCCUGUCAACCAAUUGAUCAUGACCGAUGCAAAGGGUACUGAUCUUGCCUCUAUUUUGCUCUUGGCCUCUCUCCACAACCACAACAUCCACGUCACUAACGUGAUGAACAAGGGUGAUUUGGCUUUGAUCAAGAUGAGUAAGGAGAAGGGUUUGGCUGUCACCUGUGACGUUGCCGUUUACUCUUUGUUCUUUACAUCUGAAGACUUUGGUAACACCAAGCUCUUGCCUACCAAGAAAGAACAAGAAGCCUUAUGGAAGCAAUUGGACACCAUUGACUGUUUCACCGUUGGUUCUAUUCCUCGCAAGUUGGCCGCUGAACUUGGUCACAAGGUUGAUGCUGCUGCUGGUAUUUCUGAAUCUUUGUCUCUUCUCUUGACUGCAGUCUCUGAAGGUCGUUUGACUGUCAAGGACAUCACUGAACGCUUCUAUGAUAACCCCAAGUCCAUCUUUGGCAUCUCUACUCAGCCUGACACUUAUGUCGAAGUUGCCAUUGAUCGUGCCUCUGCUUGGUCCAAGCCUCAACAAUGGUCUCCUCUUGCCGGAAAGACUGUUCGCGGCUGUGUUGAAAGAGUUGUAUUGAAUGAUAUAACUGUCUUUAUGGACGGAUCAUUGGCCAACAAAUCCCCAUUGGGUCGUGAUGUCUCUGUUCAAGCUCAAGCUGUCCACACUGGUAAGGAAACUGGCAAGGAAGCUGAAAAGAAACAAGCCAAGCAAGUUAGCCAAGAAGCCGAACAAAAGGCAUUGGAAACCACUCCUGUUGAACAAGAUGACCGUGCUCGUGUCACCGACUCUAUCCGCCUGGCCGGUACUGCUGAUCAACAACUUGUCUCUCUUGAAGCUCCUCGCUAUGAAGUCUCUGCUUCACUCGCCCGCGUUGUCAGUCGCUCACCAUUCUACCGCAAGCAUAUCUUGCGCUCUUCUCAAUUUGACCGUGAUGACCUUCACCUCUUGUUUGCUGUUGCUCACGAAAUGCGUAACUUGGUUGAACUCUAUGGUUCUAUCAACUUGCUCCAAGGCCGUGUGAUCAGUACCAUGUUCUUUGAACCUUCUACGCGUACUUCUUGCUCCUUCGAAGCUGCCAUGAACCGUCUUGGUGGUAAGGUUGUUUCUGUGAGUGCAACCACUUCAUCUGUUCAAAAGGGUGAAUCACUUGCUGAUACUGUCCGUACUUUGGGCUGCUACUCUGAUCUCAUUGUGCUUCGUCAUCCACAACCUGGUAGUGCUCAAAUUGCUGCCAAGUACUCCAAGGUUCCUAUCAUUAACGCUGGUGAUGGUAUUGGUGAACACCCUACCCAAGCCUUCUUGGAUGUCUUUACUAUUCGUGAAGAACUUGGUACUGUCAACGGUUUAACCAUCACAUUGGUUGGUGAUCUCAAGAAUGGUCGUACUGUUCACUCCUUGGUCAAGUUAUUGACUUACUACCAAGUGACCAUCAACUAUGUCUGCCCCGAAUCUUUGGCUAUGCCUAAGGAAGUGGUUGAGGCUGCUACAGCUGCUGGUAUCAAGCAAAACUUCUACUCUUCCCUUGAUGAAGUCAUUGGUGUCACUGAUGUCUUGUACAUGACUCGUGUCCAAAAGGAACGUUUCGAAUCUGAAGAAGAAUACUUGCGUGUGAAGGAUGCAUUCAUUUUGAACAACAACGUAUUGAGCAAGGCUAAAUCUCAAAUGAUCGUCAUGCAUCCUCUUCCUCGUGUCAAUGAAAUUGAACCUGAAGUUGAUUUUGAUCAAAGAGCUGCUUACUUCCGUCAAAUGAGAUAUGGUUUAUAUGUCAGAAUGGCUUUAUUAGCUCUUGUCAUGGGUACUCUUCGUAGUUAAAUGCAAUGUAAAUUAUUUGAUUCAAUUUUAUACAUAUUAUAAUACAUAAAUAAAGCAUAUGUUCUCUUUUUUUCUCAGUAUACGGCUCAUUCUUUAUAAGUAAUAGAUCUAGAUUUGCAUUUGUUCAAACCUUCUCAAUCACACAACUAAGGUUUUUUUUUAUCAGUAAGCCCGACUAAAC